GUAAAAAAAUGGAGUGUUCCAGUGAGUAGUGAAGAACCGUAGUAAUCGCUAAUCGAUAAAGAAAGUGUCGGUGUGUCUUACUAGUAUAUGAGUGGACGCGGUUUGACUUUGACUUGAGGAACCCGACUGGGCCAACUUUCUGUCUCGAUGUGGUCAAAGUGGUCUGGGCUUUACUGGGCCACUUACUACUAACCCACCUAAAUUAAAUAUUUUAUAUUAUAGAUUUUGUUUUGUUGUUAAUCUCGUUUUGUGUUUUGUUUUCGUUCUUGUGAUACAUCUAAUCAUUUAAUUUAAGGUAAAAUAUUGGAAAAAAAUAAUCGAGUUGUUGUUAGUGAGAGUACAAAAAGAGACCAGUCACAUGAGAAAUAUAAGGGAGAAUCCAAUGCGCUGCGUCGGAUGAUAUAUUCUUCCAUGUUCCUCGUCAUGAUAAGCUUUAGAAUCUCCAAAGGAUCUCAUUCCGUAAUUAUUAUGUAAUUUCAUAGUCUUAAAGUAUGAUGUUCCUCACUUAUUAUAACCUGAUGCUGAUAGUUAUUGAUUGUAUGUGAGAUUCCUUUCUAACUCUAUUCAUUUUUUCACAAAUAAAGAGACGUAAAUUGAUUAGGAGCCGAAUAAAUGCAUUAUGUGAUGAAUUUAGAAAAGCACUACCAACCGCAGCGGCAAGGUUUCGGCAAAUCUAUACUAUACUAAAAGGGAGAUAAUCUCCACUUCUAGCCUGUCCACGUCAGCAAAAAUAAUCCUCCAAUCAAAACAUUUCAUUUUACAUGUCACCCUCGAAAUUGGUUUUAUUUUGGGUUUUUUCUUAACAAUUUAAACAGCCCAUUAAGCCCAAAAUGCCUCCCUUACGCUCCCCUCAAAUGCCGAACCUGCGUCUCUGUCCUCAACGCCUUUGCUCGCGUCGAUUUCGCCGCCAAGAUCUGGAUCUGCCCUUUCUGCUUCCAGCGGAACCCUUUCCCUCCUCACUACCACAUGAUCUCCGAGACCAAUCUCCCCGGCGAGCUUUGCCCUCUGUACACCACCGUUGAAUAUGCGCUUCCUUCCACUGUCGGCCAAGACGCCUCCUCCUGUGUUCGUGUUUGUUCUCGAUACGUGUAUGAUCGAGGAGGAGUUGGGGUUCGCUAAAUCUGCACUUAAGCAGGCGAUUGGGUUGCUUCCGGAGAAUGUUUUGGUGGGGUUUGUCUUUUGGGACGCAGGCUCAUGUUCAUGAGUUGGGAUUCUCGGAGAUGUCUAAAGUUUUUGUCUUUAAAGGGAAUAAAGAAGUGUCUAAGGAUCAGGUUUUGGAUCAGUUGGGGCUUUCCUCGAGGAGAGCUCCCACUUCUGGGUUUCCCAAAGGAGCGCAAAAUGGGUUCCAGAGUGCUGCUGGUGUCAACAGGUUCUUUCUGCAUGCCUCGGAUUGUGAAUACACACUGGACUUGUUCCUCCUCAGCUACUCUCAAUUAUGACGGCAUGAAGAAGAUUGACUCAGUGACACUAUCUGAGUUGAAUUUUCAUGACCUUAGUUCACCACCCAAGACUGUCGAGUUCCUAUGUACUAGGGAUGUUGGCAGUAUUGAAACAGCAAAUGGAUGGUGCUGUGUCUCCUGCUCCAAGUUCUCAUCCUGCACGUGUGCGCCCUGCCAUGAUGAAAAUGCGGUUGGAGUUGCAAGGUACCGGGUAGAGAUGUUAGUUACUGAUGUAUCUGACACUGCCAUGUUGACCAGUGGUCCUGCUGUAGCAGCAUCCAUGAUAACAUAGCUGAAACCUGAACAAGUUGACCAGUGGUCUUGCUGCAGCAGUUUCAGCGUCCAUGGUAACAUAGCUGAUACCGUAAGUGUUGAGUUAUUGUUUCUUAAUUUAAAACCUCCUCCUCUGUAAUGUCUUUCAUCAUAUAAAGUCCUGAGAGCCUAGGAGGGCAGACCCACAUAACUAGCCCCUUCCACAAUGCUUCAUAGAUAUUGUGGGGAGGACCAUUACAUUCCAGCUUAAGCUUUCACAUUAAAAAUUCACAUCAAAGCAUCAGUCUUUCACCAUAGCUCGCAUAUUUGAUCGUAAGUCGUAACCAACGUCCCUCCCCCCCUCCCCACCCCCCCCCCCUCUCCUAAUUUUACUGUCUAGGUUUGCUGUCUCACUUUAAAAGCUAUCUUACUCUAUUACAUUUCUAAUUGCUCUAUUCACUAACACCUCCACAUGGUGUUGAUGACAAUCUGUGAUGAGAGGAGUUGUGAAAAAUGUCUCGCAGCAGGUGGACAGAUUGGUGUUCCUGUUAAUAGCCCAUAAGUGCGUAACAAUGGCAUUGUUGUAGGCCAUCGUGGAGAGGUUCCACAAUUGAGUGAUCUCCCGGUUGUGACUGACCCAACUUCUGAGGAGUCUCAAGCUGAUGAAGAUGGACGUUGGGCAUGCAUUGUUAAACUUGCGAGCUGACGUGUACAUGUCAUUGUUGUCUACUUCAGACGUAUCUCUACUAUCAAGUUUUUCUUAAAUUUCAUUUUCGACAUUAAUAAGUCAUACUUGAAUGCAUUGUCCUGUUUUAAAAGAUGAAUUUGUUUGUUUAAAAUUGACUUACCCAACAAGUAGUCUAUGCAUAUUUACUUUUAAAAUGUUUCUGAAUGGAAUAAAAUUAGUGCUUAUCAUA
This is a messenger RNA of Brassica rapa (field mustard), 2608 nucleotides long. RefSeq lists its product as uncharacterized. The record is from RefSeq and is a predicted model, not a curated record. NCBI's taxonomy places the organism in Eukaryota, Viridiplantae, Streptophyta, Magnoliopsida, Brassicales, Brassicaceae.